CGGUCUGGUCUUUACAGGAAAUCACACGAGUCCAAUGACAUUGGGUGGGUGAAAUAAAAGUCUAACCAUCUAGUGAGAGACAGAGAAGUUACAGAACCACUCCACCUAAACUGAGAAGAAAACAGACAAGGGAACAUGGCCUCAGAGACCCACAUGUCAGGCCCAGAGUGCCUCAUCAAGAACAUUAAUGGGCGACUAUUGGUUAAUCCGAAAGCUCUGAAGAUCCUGUCUGCCAUUCAGCAGCCCGUUGUGGUGGUGGCUAUCGUGGGCCUCUACCGCACCGGCAAAUCCUACCUGAUGAACAAGCUGGCUGGGAAGAACAAGGGUUUUUCUCUGGGCUCCACGGUGCAAUCUCACACGAAGGGCAUCUGGAUGUGGUGUGUGCCUCAUCCCAAGAAGCCAGAACAUACUCUAGUUCUGCUUGAUACUGAGGGCCUGGGGGAUGUGGAGAAGGGUGACAACCAGAAUGACUCCUGGAUAUUUGCCCUAGCAAUACUCCUGAGCAGCACUUUUGUGUACAAUAGUAUGGGAACCAUCAACCAGCAGGCCAUGGACCAACUUCACUAUGUGACGGAGCUCACAGAGAGAAUCAGGGCAAAAGCUUCACCUGAUGUGGAUGGGGUUGAGGAUUCAGCUGACUUUGUGAGCUUCUUUCCAGACUUUGUAUGGACACUGAGGGAUUUCUCCCUAGACUUGGAGGCAGAUGGACAAUCCAUCACAGCAGACGAGUACCUGGAGAAUUCACUCAGGCUUAGGAAAGGUACCAGUCAAAAAGAUAAAAAUUUCAAUCUGCCUCGACUCUGUAUCCGGAAGUUCUUCCCAAAGAAGAAAUGCUUUAUCUUCGAUCGGCCCACUGAUAGGAAGAAACUGGGCCAGCUUGAGGAACUGUGUGAUGAUAAGCUGGACCCCGAAUUUGUGCAACAAACUGCAGUCUUCUGUUCCUACAUCUUUAGAAAUUCCAAAACUAAAACCCUUUCAGGAGGCAUCAAGGUCAAUGGACCUCGUCUAGAAACCCUGGUGCAGACCUAUGUCAGUGCCAUCAGUAGUGGGGAUCUGCCCUGCGUGGAGAAUGCAGUCCUGGCCUUGUCUGAGAUCGAGAACACAGCUGCAGUGAAAAAGGCCAUUGCCCACUAUGACCAGCAGAUGGCUCAGAAGCUGCAGCUGCCCACGGAAACCCUCCAGGAGCUGCUGGACCUGCACAGGACUAUUGAGAAGGAGGCCAUUGAAGUCUUCAUGAGGAUGUCCUGGAAAGAUAUAGACCAUUUAUUUCAAAAGGAUUUAGCGGCCCAGCUAGACAAAAAGCGAGAUGACUUUUGUAACAAGAAUCUUAAAGCAUCAUCAGAUCGUUGCUCAGCUUUACUUAAGGAUAUUUUCAGUCCUCUAGAAGAAGGUCUGAAAGAGGGGAUUUAUUCUAAACGAGGAGGCUAUCGCCUCUUCAUUGAAAAGAUACAAGAGCUGGAGGAAAAGUAUCUUCAGGAGCCCAGGAAGGGAAUACAGGCUGAAGAAAUUCUUCAGGAAUAUUUGAAGUCCAAGGAGCCUGUGAUUGCUGCAAUUCUACAGACAGACCAGACUCUCUCAGAGAAGGAAAAGUUGAUUGAAGUGGAACGUGUGAAAGCUGAAUCUGCACAGACUGCUGCAAAAAUGCUGGAGGAAAUGCAAAUAAAGAAUCAGCAGAUGAUGGAACAGAAAGAAAAGAGUUAUCAGGAACAUGUGAAACAACUGACUGAGAAGAUGGAGAGGGAUAGGGCCCAGUUGCUGCAAGAGCAAGAGAGAACUCUAUCUCUCAAACUUCAGGAACAGCACCGACUACUACAGGAAGGAUUCCAAGAAGAGAACAGACGACUUCAUAAAGAAAUACAGAAUCUCCAGAAGGAGAUGCAAAAACCAAGGACGCAAUGUUGCCUAAGCUAAAGAACUAAAAAUUAGAGCUUUCCUGGUCACUCUUAUCAGAGGCAUUACUCAAGCAGUUUAAAAUUAAGAAAAAUGUCACCACACUUGAUAAUAUUUAGAUUUCACAGUUUUAUUAUACUAAAUAUUUGCAAAGGCAUGCAGUACUAUAAUUGAAAUCAUGUCCAUCUUCCUCACAAUACUGUAAACUGUGUAACAAGAUGCAUUUUACCUCUGUGCCAACCCAGGAGGUAUCAUAACCUUGUACCACCCAGGAGCUUCUUCUUCCAGAUGACUACAAGUUAGACAAGUGGAUACUGAGCAAAGUCUUAGGUUAAA
Messenger RNA from Globicephala melas (long-finned pilot whale), 2226 nucleotides. RefSeq names its product guanylate-binding protein 1-like. NCBI's taxonomy places the organism in Eukaryota, Metazoa, Chordata, Mammalia, Artiodactyla, Delphinidae. Gene Ontology annotation, molecular function: GTPase activity; GTP binding. The record is from RefSeq and is a predicted model, not a curated record.